Messenger RNA from Oncorhynchus kisutch (coho salmon), 3286 nucleotides. RefSeq lists its product as uncharacterized. Lineage: Eukaryota; Metazoa; Chordata; Actinopteri; Salmoniformes; Salmonidae. The transcript is spliced from 5 exons. Bases 1267 to 2082 code for a protein of 271 amino acids. The record is from RefSeq and is a predicted model, not a curated record.
CUACAGCCCAGGUCAGUAGCCAGACACAACAUAGCAAGACAGACUCCAAAUCAAGUGAGAAGAAAACAGAUAAGAUAUACUAUCAGAAGCAGGUCAGCAUGCUUCAAGUCAUCCUCAAAGCAUGAGAACACAUCAAUGCUUUCCAUUGAUCCACGGUAGGCUAGCAAAACUGUACAUUCUAUUAGAGACUAACAAUCACACCAGAUGAAAAGAUAAUAAUGCUAGAGAUGUACAUUUGAGAAGGCCUAUGCAAGUCUGGCCAGACACAUGACGUAGUGUGAGAUAGUAUCAGUUCCAGUUACAAUCACCUUUCCAGUUGUAACACAGUUACAUGGAGAUGUGUGAUGUCGGUUCUUUCCGAUGAGUUCAGGCUUCUUUAUGAUGAGUUCUUAGUAUCCCAUUGUAACAGGUCGGGGACAGUCAAUGUGGACAAGUGGAGUCAAAGAGAGCUGUCUGAAUGGGACAUCAACAGGAUCAGCAGUGGUGGCGGCAGGAUAUUUUCACUGGGGUAGCUAUGGGGUAGCUUGUUCACUGCAUAGGGGUGGAUUACAUGCACACACGCAAUCACGUCCGUGAGGUGAGGGAGAACGAUGUCGACCUCGAUCACCAAAUAUCUUUGAAUAUACAUAUGUACUCAACAUGUCAUUGAAAAUCAUGUUAGGGUUUGCAAGAAACCAACGGUUAACUCCCAAACAACAGCCCUCCAUUACUCCAAUGCCAAUUAGCUUGGGUUCAAUAGUUUACAGCUAGUAGCCUACUGUUAUAGCUAUAGGAAACAACACAGCUAUCUGCAAAUCUUUAGCUACUAGCUAAUAUUUACAACUUUGCAAAAAGUCAAGUGCAACAAUUUUGAAACAAUAGGAAUCGGGUCAUAAAACAGAUCAAUGGUCAGAUACACACACAUCCUGAUUUAAACUAAUUUAGCUAGUGAUUUAAAAGACCUGACUCUGGAUCAGAGGAUAGCUACAGGCAAAUUUUACAUAGUUCAAAGACAUAUCAGUUAGAUGGAUUUUUCAACCACUCAAAUUCAAGACAUUCUGUCAGAGCCAAUGAGGAGGCACGGUGUUAUGUAGGCUGGACCCUGAGCAGUCAGAGCUCGUUUGUGAGAACAGGAUUUUGAGAGACAGAAAAAUGUAGACUCAUUAUAUAUAUUGAAAUUAAAACAUUAUUAAUUUCUUUCUUGGGGGUGCUAGGCCUAUUUUUGACGGCACUUCAGCACCGUCUUGCCCCGGCCCAAAGCCACCACUGAGGAUCAGGAAUUCCCAAAUGUCUAAGCCCUUUAGAAUACCAAGCGCAGUAUCACAGAGUGUCAAUGUCUCACGGGUAAACACUGCUAGGACCCAACACCUACAUGAUUUUAAGACCGACACACUGCAGGACAGCCGGAGUCAGCUCAGAGCUGAUACCAGCCUAAAGAGCAUUGAUCUUAAGCAGUACAGGAAAUCAAUCCAUGUGAGGAAUGGUGGUUUGAAGCCUUUGAAACCUGUUGGCCCACAGAGACCAAGUAUAUUCCAGUGUACUGGCAUAACUUCAGACCCUAUGAAGAAUGUGCAAGAGAAAUACCACCAGGGUGACAACACGGCUCCUGUGUUCAGGCGCUUCUAUGAGGUGAUGCUUGAGGAGCCACAGAGAAGACGUCAAGACAGGCAAAGAUCUGCCCACACAUCAGGAACGUUUGAAGGUCACAUGGAUGAUGAACACCUAGAGACUGCAACAUCAGAUUACUGCCUGGAGGUCCCUAGCUGCUCCCCAGGCGCCCUGCAGCUUCAGCUAGAGGGCCUGUGUCUGCAGGGGGAGUGGGGCCAGCUGGGUGGGGGUAAGAGGUAUAGCUCACUACCUACAAGUCACCCAGUAAAAGAGACUUUCUUCAAGAGGAUGGUGUCAAAUGACUCCCAUAAGGACGCAGGGUGUGCAAGUGGCAGGAAAAUAGAGGACACAAGUAAAGAGGACAGUUCGAUGGACACAGCAGACCCUUUCUUCAUUAACAAGUGGGAUCCAGGCCAGCUUAAAGUCACCUUCACACUUAAAGACUCAAAUGAGCAGAUGAUAAAGAGCGUCCUCCAAAAGCCACCCUCUUCCUGAAACUCAGCAAGAAUCGAGUCCAUAUUCUUUAUAGUGGUCACUUGACAUCAGAGGUGAAAAAAGUACCCAAUUGUCAUACUUGAGUAAAAGUAAAGAUACCGUAAUCAAAAGUGACUUAAGCAAAAGUGAAUUUCACCCAGUGAAAUACUACUUGAGUAAAGGUUUAAAAGUAUUGUUUUUAAAUGUACGUAAGUAUCAAAAGUAAAAAUGAUUUCAAAUUCCUUAUAUUAAGCCAUACAGACAGCACCAUUUUUUUACAUUUACGGACAGCCAGGGGCACACUCCAGACAUCAUUUAUAAAUUGACCAUGUGCGUUUAGUGAGUCCGCCAGAUCAGACAGUAGAGAUGACCAGGGGUGUUCUCUUGAUAAAGAGUGUGAAUUUGACCUUUUUCCUGUCCUGCUAAGCACUCAAAAUGUAACGUGUACUGUUGGGUGUCAGGGAAAAUGUAUGGAGUAAAAUGUACAUCACUUUCUUUAGGAAUGUAGUGAAGUAAAAGUUGUCAAAAAUAUAAAUAGUAAAGUACAGAAAAAAAAUACUUCAGUAGUACUUAAAAGUUGUGUAAGUAAAAAUACUUUAACUUUACACUGCUGCUCUACAUUGUGAGGUCUAAGAUUAAAUUAAAAAAGGUCAACAUUCUGUAUGUCUGAUAUUUUAACUCCUGUAUGAGUCAUUGCUGCCCUUGACAACUUCCAUUUUUUUUAUACUAUUUUUGGAAUUCAAGAGACACUAUAAGGUCAAAAGUAUAUGGACACCUGCUUGUCAAACAUCUCAUUCCAAAUGAGUGGGCAUUAAUAUGGAAUUGGUCCCCACUUUGCUCUUAUAAGAGCCUCCACUCUUCUGGGAAGGCUUUCCACUAGAUGUUGGAACAGGGACUUGCUUCCAUUCAGUCACAAGAGCAUUAGUGAGUUCGGGCACUGAUUGUCAUGCUGGGGACUGAAAUGUGACUGAAGGAACACAAACAUAGGCAUAGACACAGGCAUACAAACACAUAACAUACGCACUAUAAACACAAGUACACAUGGAUUUUGUGUUGUAUAUAUGUGGUAGUGGAGUAUGGGCCUGAGGGCACACAGUGUGUUGUGAAUUAUCUAAUGAAAGUAUUGUAAUGUUUUAAAAAAUUGUAUAACUGCCUUCAUUUUGCCGGACCCCAGGAAAAGUUGCUGCUGCCUUUGCAGCAGCUUAUGGGGAUCCAUAAUAAAUAC